Onychomys torridus (southern grasshopper mouse) is the source of this 180-nucleotide messenger RNA. Its product is annotated as ATP synthase subunit ATP5MPL, mitochondrial-like. Gene Ontology annotation, cellular component: mitochondrion. Lineage: Eukaryota; Metazoa; Chordata; Mammalia; Rodentia; Cricetidae. The record is from RefSeq and is a predicted model, not a curated record.
AUGCUUCAAAUCCUUAAGAAUGUUUGGGUCUUCAUGAAAGCCUACUACACCCAAGUUUACCAGGAAAAUUGGGUAGGAAUGGUAAUUACCUUCAUCCUUUAAAAACUCAGGAGUGCUAAUAAAAGUAAAGCUUUGAAAAACUCCAGUUCCAGUCCUUCGCCUACCCAUGGCCAUCACUAA